GCAUUGUGUUGCGAAAACGUGUGUUGGAAAGGUGGUUACUUGACAAUCCAGUUUUAUAGGGAUUAUCGUUUACUGGGCGAAACAAUUGUACACAACACAAUUGUCUUCUUCUCGAGUGACGUUGCUAAUUCUUUGUAAAAGAUGGCAUGCAUUGAGGGAAAGUGGUUUCGAGAGGAGAAUGAUUUGUGGGCUGGCUAUUCCCAAUCUUAUCAGAUCGAAGAAGUUUUACACCACGCUAAAUCCAAAUAUCAAGAAAUCCUCGUAUUCAAGAGUAAAUCGUUUGGAAAUGUAUUGGUACUAGAUGGAAUAGUUCAGUGCUCGGAGCGGGACGAAUUUGCCUACCAAGAAAUGAUUGCACACCUUCCCCUAAACUGUCAUCCUAACCCUAAAAAGGUGUUGGUAGUCGGAGGUGGUGACGGCGGUGUUGUUCGUGAGGUCCUUAAACACGAUGUCCAAAGUGUGGUUCUCUGUGAGAUCGAUGAGCAAGUUGUAGAAGUAAGUAAGAAGUACCUGCCGGAGAUGUCUAAAUGCUUUGGAGACCCAAGACUGAAAGUGUUUAUUGGAGACGGUGUACAAUUCAUGAAACAGAACAAGGGAGAGUUUGACGUGAUCAUCACUGAUGCUCCAGACCCUAUAGGUGUGGCUAAAGGCCUGUUUGAAACAGAUUACUACAAUAGUAUGAAAAUUGCUCUGGCCCCAGGAGGCAUAGUCUGCUCACAAGGUGAGAGCUUCUACUUUGACUUGGAGUUUAUCCAGCAGUUUGUGACGAUGGCACGCAUAGCUUUUCCUCGCGUAGGGUUUGCCUACACUGUCAUGCCAAGUUAUACAGGAGGCCAUAUUGGAUUUGUCAUGUGUAGUACGAGCCCGGAUGUGGUUUUUGAGGAGCCAGUCAGGCAUUAUACAGAUGAAGAGAUUAGUCAAAUGGGUCUCCUCUACUACAACACAGCCAUACACCGUGCAGCAUUUGUUUUACCACAAUUUGUUAAAAAGGCACUGGAGCCAGCACCAGGUACAGCCAACGGUCAGACUACAGACACAUGAAACCUGGAUAAAGUGCUCAUUACUUGUCGUUUUUUUUCAUCAUUAAUCACAUUGAUAUAUUCUGAUUAUUUUAUCUAAGACUAUAUUAUGAUAAUCAGAUCAUGUUAAUUAUUGCUACCCUUUUCCUCACAGUCAAUUUGUUUUAUAUACUUACUUUAAUGAUGAGAUUUCAAUUAAAAUUUUUUGGAGAUUGUUAAAUAACUUGAAGAUGUAGAUUCUCUAUAAGGAGUGAGAAGGCCUAUUUACCAACUGGAUCCUAAAUUGUGUUUAUUAACAAUACUAGUAUACAAGGGCUAUCUCUGUUGAUCAAUCUACACUUGUAAUGUCUAUGAGUCCCACAAUGUUAGCUAUUCCCUCAAAUACAGGACUCACAUGAACCACUAGUAAACCUAGUAUCUAUUAAUUACAUAUCCUGCAUAAGUGUCUAGCUCCUCUAUAAGGUCCGAAUUUUUUACCAUUUAAAUCAUUCAUUGAAUUCUUUUAACUUUGUUACUUGAUUGACUUGUGUUCAAACUUUAAUUGUACUUUCAUUGUUAAUUUAAUUACAAUAAGUUCAAAUGAUAAUUAUUAGACUUUGUUCUUUGAUAUUCUAAUGUUCAAAUUUUCAGCUCACAUGUGUGAGCUUAUGGUGUGGCAUGGUGUGGCGUCUGUCAUCUGUCCAGUGUUAACUUUUCACUUUUAACAUUGACUUCUCAAUAACCAAGAGGCCCACAGACUUGUUGUAUGAAGCAUGCUGGGGUGAAGGGCUACAUGUACAAAUGUACCAAGUUUGUUCAAAUGGAUGACUCUUACCUACAUUCAAGAUCACAGAGGUGAAAUAGACUUAAACAAAUUCUUAUCAAUAAAUAAGAGGCCUAGAGACCUGAUACUGGGUCUGUUUAAGCAGGCUGGAGUGAAGUGCUAUCAAGUUUGUUAGAAUGAAUGACCUUGACCUAUAUCAAGGGCACAUAUGUCAAAUAGACUUAAAUCUUCGAACCACUUCUUUUAUAAAUUAAGAGACCCAGUAACUGAGCUGAAGGGCAAAAAUUAAAGUUUUUUUUAAAAUUAAUGCACUUGUGUCUUCAUUUGAGGUCAAAGUGGUCAAAUGUGUUGAAAUAUUUGAAUGAAUUUCUCAAUAACAAAGAGACACUGAAACCUGAUAUAAGGCCAGUAGUAUAUAUAUUUAUUGCAUUUUUGCCAUUGAAAUAUAGAAAAUUAUCAAACUAAUAAAACUUAUAUUUUCACUGCAGCGAUGAGCAGAGAAAAUAU
Messenger RNA from Pecten maximus, 2289 nucleotides. Its product is annotated as spermidine synthase-like. NCBI's taxonomy places the organism in Eukaryota, Metazoa, Mollusca, Bivalvia, Pectinida, Pectinidae. Gene Ontology annotation, biological process: spermidine biosynthetic process. The record is from RefSeq and is a predicted model, not a curated record. Gene Ontology annotation, molecular function: spermidine synthase activity. The coding region runs from base 142 to 1041 and encodes 299 amino acids. Gene Ontology annotation, cellular component: cytosol. The transcript has 8 exons.